Molecule: messenger RNA, 1122 nt
Organism: Oryctolagus cuniculus (rabbit)
Lineage: Eukaryota; Metazoa; Chordata; Mammalia; Lagomorpha; Leporidae
Source: RefSeq, a predicted model, not a curated record
GCCCAGGACAGCGAGGAGGUACAGGAAGCAGUCCGCGCGUGCAGCCGCCUGUUCGGGGCCUUGCUGGAGCGGGGAGAGCUGUUCGUGGGCCAGCUGCCCCCGGAGGAGGUGGUCCUGGCAGGGUCCCAGGGAGCCACUCGCAAGUACAAGGUGUGGAUGAGGCACCGCUACCACAGCUGCUGCAACCGCCUGGCGGAGCUCCUGGCUCACCCUUCCUUUCAGGUCAAGGAGCUGGCCCUCGAGACGCUCAUGAAGUUUGUGCAGCUGGAAGGAACGCACCCCCUGGAGAAGCCCAAGUGGGAGGACAACUACCUGUUCCCCCGGGAGCUCUUCAAGUCGGUGGUGAGAGGCCUGCUUUCGCCCGAGGACGACGGCAGCCUGCUGCUCUCCCGCUUCCGAGAGUAUCUGGAGCACGACGACAUCCGGUACCACGCGAUGCAGGCCGCCACCGACACGGUGGCCCGCGUGACCGACCAGCACCUGGAGGUGUCCCCCACGUUCUGGAACAAUGCCUUCUCGCUGCUGGCGGCUGUGAGCCUGCCCCCUCGGGAGCCUGACGUGUGCAGCUUCUACGUGAAGCGCGCGGCAGAGCCGUCAGACAAGUGGAAAGUGGUUCAUCUGAAGGAGCACAGGAAGGCGUUCCAGGCCAUGUGGCUCGGCUUCCUCAAGCACAAGCUGCCCCUCGGCCUGUACAAGAAGGUGCUGGUGAUCUUGCACGACUCCAUCCUGCCCCACCUGGCCCAGCCCACCCUCAUGAUCGACUUCCUCACCAGCGCCUACGAUGUCGGGGGUGCCGUCAGCCUCUUGGCCUUGAACGGGCUUUUCAUCCUGAUUCACGAGCACAACCUGGAAUACCCCGACUUCUACCGGAAGCUCUAUGGCCUCCUGGAGCCCUCCAUCUUCCACGUCAAGUACCGGGCUCGUUUCUUCCACCUGGUCGACCUCUUCCUGUCCUCCUCAUCUUCGAGCGGGACCUGAAGAAGAAGAGGCCUGAGCCGGUGCCGCUGGAGUUCCUCCCGCCUCAGGGCCUGCUGGGCCGGCACGACAGCCUCUGCUCACAGCUCUUCACGCUCAGCUGACCCCCUUGCCCCUGCCACCCCCAGUAAACGCUUCUGUAGGCAA